GCAGACGCGGAACUCCAAUGUAACCAUCGGAAAGUUUUUUAAUAAAAGGUAUGCCCUGUUUGUGGACUUUCGGAGCUCCCCCAAUAAUGUGCUGCAUGGUAGUUGUAGACCACUACAGCGGGUAAGUGAUGGCAUCACCCUACAUAUCACCAAGGAAGCCGAUGGAACCGGCGAAUUCAAAUGUUAUGUAUACCUCCUGAUGGAUGCGCAGAUUAAUAACGUGGAUGGUAGAUUGGAUAGGGUGGAGUACUAAAUGACCACAACUCGUGUUUGUCCUCCUAGGGCAAAAACGAGUCAAUAUGGAUGGAUAAUAUAAGUGUCAAAAAUGUAAACUCUCUUUAUCUUUUGAAAAUUUUAGGAUUAAGUGUAACGGUCAAAUAACAAAAAUGUGCAUCAAGUGCUUGAACGUAGCCAAGGCAUCAAAGGAGUGUACAAAAUUCCCGCAUCAAAGGCAAAGAUCCCGCUGCAAGGACUGUGGGGGAGGUGAGAUUUGUGAACAUGGAAGGCAAAGAUCAACGUGUAAGGACUGCGGCGGUAGGGAUAUAUGCAAGCAUGAAAGGCGGAGAUCACAAUGCAAAGAAUGUAAGGGUGGAAGCAUAUGUCAUCAUCAAAGGUUUAGGUCUCGCUGCAAAGAGUGUGGUGGUGGAAGCAUCUGCCCCCAUCAAAGGGAGAGGGCAUAUUGUAAGGAGUGUGGGGUAGACAAAUUUGUGAACAUCAAAGGUUUAGGUCUCAGUGUAAAGAAUGCAGGGGAAGUCAGAUUUGCCACCAUGAAAAAAGGAGAUCCCAAUGUAAAAGAUGUGGCGGUGGAAGCAUUUGCCCCCAUCAAAGACAGAGAUCCCACUGUAAAGAGUGCAAAGGCAGCCAGAUUUGCCAUGGGGGUGAAAGCCUAUUGCAAAGACUGCAAGGGGAGUCAGUAUUGUCACCAUGAAAAGCAGAACGAUAUUGCCCCAUUUGCGACCCCCUGACCCCUCAUCAAGCUCAUAAUGUAAGUACCCGAGCUCGCAAUGCACUGAAGGGAAACAAGGAGCUCAGUUCACAGGAGUAUAUUGGGUGCGAUAUGGCUACGCUGAUGGCCCAUAUCGAGGCUCGGUUUAUUGAGGGUAUGACCUGGGAAAAUUAUGGUAAACAGUGGCAUAUCGAUCACAAAAUCCCGCUCCGGUAUCGAGAAAAUGGUGAUGCCCCAUCGCUUGCAGAGAUUGGAAGGAGGUUACACUAUACCAACACCCAACCUAUGUGGGCAAGCGAAAAUAUAUCCAAGGGCAACCGUUUUGUCUCAGAAUAAAAUGGCUACUCUUAUGAUCAUGGCGAGUUGCGCGUUAAUAAACGCCCUCGCAUUUUCUGGAUCGAAUUAUUUAUUCAGCAAGCUUGCGGGGCAGAACGCAGGCGUCAUGACCGUGCGAUAGAAAGGCUUAACGAGGCCCAAGCGGAAUAGAUACGGAAGAGGCAAAAGAAACUUGACUGGUUCAACGAGGAAAAAGAGAGGCAAAUAAAAGCAGGAAAAUGUUUGAGGGAGCUUGAUGAUUCUAUGUAUCAAUUUUAUAUUUCCUCGGACAAAAUAGCCCCACAAUUGAAGGACUUUUACACCCCUUCAAAAACCCAACAAGUAAGCUAAUGUUCGUACUUGGCUCCUUAUCCCUACUAGGGUUCAUUGCCUAUAAAUAUCUGUAAGAACGUUUUUAACAUGUAUAUAAUAAAGACAUGUCAAAAACGCACGUUGUUACCGAAGAAGAGGCCGAAAAGCUUGGCAAUAUACACUAUACCCCAGAAGAUUUGUGGGUCGGACGGAAAGCCGUUAGGUUACUCGCAAAGGAGAGUGGUCUCUCCAAAAAGCUAGUCACUCAUUGGUUGAGU
This is a messenger RNA of Hydractinia symbiolongicarpus, 1851 nucleotides long. RefSeq lists its product as uncharacterized. The transcript has a single exon. The record is from RefSeq and is a predicted model, not a curated record. Bases 387 to 965 code for a protein of 192 amino acids. NCBI's taxonomy places the organism in Eukaryota, Metazoa, Cnidaria, Hydrozoa, Anthoathecata, Hydractiniidae.